Osmerus eperlanus (European smelt) is the source of this 892-nucleotide messenger RNA. Its product is annotated as myosin regulatory light chain 2, ventricular/cardiac muscle isoform. Bases 38 to 547 code for a protein of 169 amino acids. Gene Ontology annotation, cellular component: myofibril; cytoplasm. The transcript has 7 exons. Gene Ontology annotation, biological process: heart development; cardiac muscle contraction; muscle cell fate specification. Gene Ontology annotation, molecular function: calcium ion binding. The record is from RefSeq and is a predicted model, not a curated record. NCBI's taxonomy places the organism in Eukaryota, Metazoa, Chordata, Actinopteri, Osmeriformes, Osmeridae.
AGUUUGUCAUUGUUCUGGACACCUCCCUCCUGUGACUAUGGCGCCUAAGAAGGCCAAGAAGAGGUCGGCGGAUGGGGCCAACUCCAACGUGUUCUCCAUAUUUGAGCAGGCUCAGAUCCAGGAGUUCAAGGAGGCCUUCACCAUUAUGGACCAGAACAGGGAUGGAUUCAUAGACAAAAAUGACCUCAGGGACACCUUUGCUGCACUGGGUCGUCUUAACGUGAAGCAGGAGGAGAUUGAUGAAAUGCUUAAGGAGGCUCCUGGCCCCAUCAACUUUACCGUAUUCCUCACAAUGUUUGGGGAGAAACUUAAAGGUGCUGACCCAGAAGACACUAUCCUCAACGCUUUUAAAGUAUUUGACCCAGAGGGAAAAGGUGUCUUGCGGAAGGAUUACGUGACACAGAUGCUGACAACACAAGCUGACAGAUUCUCACCUGAAGAGAUGGAGCAGAUGUUUGCGGCCUUCCCUCCAGAUGUGGCUGGAAAUCUGGACUACAAAAACUUGGUGCACGUCAUCACACACGGAGAGGAGAAGGACCAGGACUGAAUCCACCCACAUUGUUGAGCAGUCUAGCACAUGCCCACUUCUGAAAUCAGAAAUAGAGAGGUGGAUCAAAGACAAGGUCAAGGAUUGUUAUUUGCUUACUUUGCUGUCAAUCAUAUUAGCAAAUCCUUUCUUCCCUCCCCAGUAUUUUAUCCUCAGGCCAGAAGAGUACACUGGUGACCAUGUUAGGCUAAUUGGGGUCUAAUAAUAUGGACUUCUGAGUUUUUCAGAUGAGCAGUGAAAAACUGCUAAUGAACUUGUUGAAGUCAAGAAAGAUUUCCUAAUUCAAUAAUGUGCAGCCGUUCUUAAUUAUUUUCUUUUGUGCAAGCAAAUAAAUUGUAACUUGGA